Malus domestica (apple) is the source of this 2694-nucleotide messenger RNA. RefSeq names its product protein MICRORCHIDIA 6. Lineage: Eukaryota; Viridiplantae; Streptophyta; Magnoliopsida; Rosales; Rosaceae. The record is from RefSeq and is a predicted model, not a curated record. Gene Ontology annotation, molecular function: ATP hydrolysis activity. Gene Ontology annotation, cellular component: nucleus.
CGGUUUGAUCCCUCUACAUCCUCCUCCUUCCAUCUCUCUGCAAAUCUUCAUCUGCGAUUGCUGGCAACUGGGUUUGACAAAAAAUCUAAUCUAACCAUAACCAAAGCAUAUCAUUCCUCCUCUUCAAUCACCUCCCUUGACAUCACCGAUCACUCCUUCUCCUCUUUGAUUUGAACAGCGUCAUCGCCGUCAAUAACAGCGAAUUUGAUGAUCUAUUCAUCGCCAUAUCGUCGGAGCUAACCGAUUUGGAACCGAUUUGAACCGAAAAGUCGGUGAGCGACUCAGUCGUUAUCGGAUUCGGUUGUAGAAUUGGGCAUUACCGAAGCCCUCGAUUCUGCAGUCGGUUCGUUGAUUGUCAAUGCGUUUAGGAUGCCUGUGAUAGAUGUUGUAGAUUUAUCUAGUGACGAUGAAGUUGGGGAGAGAGAGGAGGUGGAUGUGAAACCUGUUAAGUUGGAGCCAGGUCUCAUUGGAAUGCAAUUGCAGCGGAAUGACAAGCCUAAAGCUCGAAUAGCGAAGCAUAAAAUAUCGAAAAACCCGCAUGGGAUUCGAGAAUCUGAAGAAAAAAGGAGCUCAAAUGCUUUAAGUCCCGGUCAUAGUAGCUCUAGUAUAUUAGACCAGGGGCAGUCUCCGGUGGAUGAUACCGGCGUCUCUUCUACAUCAACUUUCAGUCCGGCACCGCUUUGCCGGCAGUUUUGGAAAGCUGGGAGCUAUAAUGACGCUGUUGGUUCUAAAGUCGCAUUUCAAAAUGGCAAAAACUAUCUACAUGUCCAUCCUAUGUUCCUUCAUUCAAAUGCCACUUCGCAUAAAUGGGCGUUUGGCGCCAUUGCAGAACUACUUGACAAUGCAGUUGAUGAGAUACAAAAUGGGGCCACUUUUGUCAUUGUAGAUAAAAUCUUGAAUCCAAGGGAUGGAAGUCCGGCAUUGUUAAUUCAAGAUGAUGGUAGUGGGAUGGACCCUGAAGCCAUGCGGCGUUGUAUGAGUUUUGGGUUUUCAGAUAAGAAGUCAAAAUCAGCCAUUGGACAAUAUGGAAAUGGUUUCAAGACUAGUACCAUGAGACUUGGCGCGGAUGUUAUUGUUUUCAGUCGCCACCAGGAUACAAGGACAUUGACUCAAAGCAUUGGUCUCCUCUCUUAUACAUUCUUGGCACGAACAGGCCAUGACAGAAUAGUAGUACCGAUGGUGGAUUAUGAAUUCAACACAUUAACUAAUAAAUUAGAAGUUAUGCAUGGGAAGGAACAUUUUAUGUCUAAUCUUUCCAUGCUGCUACAAUGGUCCCCAUAUUCAACUGAGGCUGAUCUUCUAAAGCAGUUUAAUGACAUUGGAGCUCAUGGUACAAAAGUUAUUGUCUAUAAUUUGUGGUUCAGUGAUGAUGGGAAUCUGGAGCUAGACUUUGAUACAGAUCCUGAGGACAUUCGCAUUAGUGGGGAUACCAAAAAAGUUGACACUAAAUUUAAGACAGUAAAUGAAGAGCACAUUGCAAACCGUUUCCGUUUUUCUCUCCGUGUAUACUUGUCCAUCUUGUACUUGCGGAUACCACAAACCUUUCAAAUAGUACUUCGAGGGCGAGUUGUUGAGCAUCAUAACAUUGCAAAUGAUCUAAAGUUUCCAGAAUUUAUCUUGUAUAAACCUCAAAGUGGAGGUUCUGUGGAGGGUCAAGUUAUUACGACAAUUGGAUUUCUUAAAGAAGCUCCACAUGUCAGUUUCCAUGGUUUCAAUGUGUAUCACAAAAAUCGUCUAAUACUGCCUUAUUGGCAGGUUGUGAGCUAUUCAGACAGUAGGGGUCGGGGGGUGGUUGGUGUUCUGGAAGCAAAUUUUGUUGAGCCGAGUCACAACAAGCAAGAUUUUGAGAAAACUAAUCUUUUUCAGAAACUUGAAGUUCGCUUAAAGGAGAUGACGUGGGAAUACUGGGAUUAUCAUUGUGGGUUAAUUGGGUAUCAGGUAAAGAAGAAACUUGCGUCACAGGUUUCAUCUGGUCCUAAGAUUACCCAACAGGUUUCAUCUAAUGGUGCGCCACCUAGUGGUGUUCAACAUGUCAGAUUGGGUCAAAGUUUCCCUGCUGUUGGUAGUAAAAAGGAGUCACUUGGAAGAUCUGAACAAGUGGGAGGGAUGAAGAGGAAGGAACAUGGUGAUAUUCUAUCGGUCAAAAAUGUUAAAGUGGCCAAGGUGGUUAACGAGAAGAGUCAGAAUGUACAGCUGGUGAGUCCUACUGGAGACCAGCGGAAAGAUCAAGAAGCUGUAAAUUUGAUGCACGAGAACAAAAAGCUUCGAGCUGACUGCUUGGAAUAUGAGAAGAGGAAUGAAGAACUUAAUCUCAAGGCGACACAGCUUAGAAAUGCAAUAAAAGAGCUCGAUGACGAAUACUCUCGGAUGAUGGCUGAAUUAGAAGCUUUGGAGGCUGUCAAGGAAGAACAGGGAAUAUAAAUGUAAAUAGUGUGUUGUAUCAGCAAUUCUUUCAUUUGUUAAACCUUGCUGUACCAUGUAUGCAUAGGUCGGUGUAGCCUUCAGUUUUCAACCCUUAGGAUGAUUCGUUGCAGCUGAAACCUAGGGUCUGUAAUUUUUUCGUUUUGUUUUCUAAUUGUACCGCCGCUCCCUUUGCGCUUUCCAAUGGAAGUUUGUAUCGAGUUUUACUGAUGAAUUGGAGCCUAGAGCCUGCUAAUUUCACAUCUAGAAAGCAAGUAGCUUUUCUGUCAACAA